Molecule: messenger RNA, 787 nt
Organism: Talpa occidentalis (Iberian mole)
Lineage: Eukaryota; Metazoa; Chordata; Mammalia; Eulipotyphla; Talpidae
Product: apoptosis regulator BAX
Exons: 6
Coding region: 53-631 (192 amino acids)
Biological process (GO): mitochondrial fusion; intrinsic apoptotic signaling pathway in response to DNA damage; release of cytochrome c from mitochondria
Cellular component (GO): mitochondrial outer membrane
Molecular function (GO): protein homodimerization activity; channel activity; protein heterodimerization activity
Source: RefSeq, a predicted model, not a curated record
GCUGCGGCCGCCCAGCCGGACCCGGCGAGAGGCGGCGGCGGGAGCGGCGGUGAUGGACGGGUCCGGGGAGCAGCCCAGAGGCGGGGGGCCCACCAGCUCUGACCAGAUCAUGAAGACAGGGGCCCUUUUGCUUCAGGGUUUCAUCCAGGAUCGAGCAGGGCGAAUGGCGGGAGAUACCCCAGAGCUGGGUCUAGAGCAGGCACCCCAGGAUGCCUCCACCAAGAAGCUGAGCGACUGUCUCAAGCGCAUUGGAGACGAACUAGACAGUAAUAUGGAGCUGCAGAGGAUGAUCGCAGCAGUGGAUACAGACUCCCCCCGAGAGGUCUUCUUCCGAGUGGCAGCUGAGAUGUUUUCUGACGGCAACUUCAACUGGGGCCGGGUUGUCGCCCUUUUCUACUUUGCCAGCAAAUUGGUGCUCAAGGCCCUGUGCACCAAGGUGCCCGAGCUGAUCAGGACCAUCAUGGGCUGGACACUGGACUUCCUUCGAGAGCGACUGCUGGGCUGGAUCCAGGAACAGGGUGGUUGGGAUGGCCUCCUCUCCUACUUUGGGACACCCACGUGGCAGACAGUGACCAUCUUCGUCGCUGGGGUACUCACCGCCUCGCUCACCAUCUGGAAGAAGAUGGGCUGAGGCCACCAGCUGCCUUGGACUGUGUCUUACCUGAAUAAAUUAUGGCGUUUUUCUGGAAGGGAUGGGAUGGGGGCAUAUGGGGAUUUUUCUUACUUUUGUAAUUAUUGGGGGCAGGGGUGGCCUGGGAGGGGGGUAAUAAACCUCUUUUGGGCCACA